Messenger RNA from Orcinus orca (killer whale), 8249 nucleotides. It is a transcript of the gene GRHL3, whose product is annotated as grainyhead like transcription factor 3. Gene Ontology annotation, cellular component: nucleus. NCBI's taxonomy places the organism in Eukaryota, Metazoa, Chordata, Mammalia, Artiodactyla, Delphinidae. The record is from RefSeq and is a predicted model, not a curated record. Bases 4725 to 6512 code for a protein of 595 amino acids. Gene Ontology annotation, molecular function: DNA-binding transcription activator activity, RNA polymerase II-specific; RNA polymerase II cis-regulatory region sequence-specific DNA binding. The transcript is spliced from 16 exons. Gene Ontology annotation, biological process: regulation of transcription by RNA polymerase II.
CAUGCUGCGGAGCAGCUGGGCCCGUGAGCCAUGGCCGCUGAGCCUGCGCGUCCGGAGCCUGUGCUCCACAACGGGAGAGGCCACAACAGUGAGAGGCCCGCGUACCGCAACAAAAAAAUAAAAAUAAAAAAAAGAACCAUUGGCCUAGAAGACCUGGCAGAGGAUUGGAAGGCAGGAGAUUCCCAGAUCUACCGCUGACCUACAGUGUAGUAGCUGAGUAGGCAGGCUGAGAGCUUUGCUAUGGGGUCACACCUGUGUUUGAGCCCAGCUCUGCCGUGUAGGGACUGGGUGACUUGGAUGAGCUCCUUAACGUCUGUAAGUGUCAGUUUCUGCAUAUGUAAAAUGGUGAUAACGCCCACCUCACGGCAUGUUUGAGAACGAAAAGGCACAAGGCCUGACGCAUAAAAUAACUUAGCUCCUUUCCUUCCCUUGUCUUCCCUCCCCUUUCUGGAACUCAGCUUUUCCAUUUGUAAAAUGGAGCAAAUAAUCCUGGCUGGCUGCCCCCUUCUUCUAUUCCUUUUGCCUCCUUAAAAAGGUCAGAGCAACUGAUCUAGUGAAAGUCUUGAAGGGAAAUUCUCUCACAAAUAUUUGAUGUUAUUUCACUGGGCCUUCCUAGGAGGUCAGCAAGAAUUGAGAACUUUUGAGGGUGGGGACAGCAUGAUAUUUACCUUUGUGUCCCAGUACGCAGCACAGGGCCUAUUCAGCAGAGUGAAUGAAUGACUGAAAGGAUGUGGUGCCCUGGGUCUAGAGGCAGAUUGCAACUUCUUUCACGUCUCAAUUGAACAAUAGAGGAAAAAAAUAGGAAAAUUGGACAGGAAACCAAGAGGAGAAUAUAGCAUGAAAGAAAAAUUCCCAUCGAGGAAGGGAUUUUCAAAGGGGAGAAAGUGAGUUUGUGGUAUAAUUAGAAGACGGCAUAUAAUUAAUUUCCAUGCAGCUAGAGGUGUUGGCUGGAGCCUGAUGGCUGUCAGUCAGCUUGCCCACCUGGAUCCAGGUGAUGGAGCUGGCAAUGCGCGCCCCUCUUUACCUGGGAAUCUCCAAGCAUCAGGUCUCCUUCUGCCGCUAGUAGAAGGAGAGAGUGAGGUUGUGAGUUGUCAUGCAGUUUUCUGGGGGCUACCCCACAAAGUGAGUGUUAGUAGCAAUAGUUCAUGUUACUAUGUGCUGGCAUUGUGCCGAUCACUUUGCCUCCAUUAUCCCAUGCCUCCAUUAUCCCAUUGCAUCUUCCAACAGUAAUACUUCACAGAGUUCUAAAGAUUAAACAAAACGAUGACUAGAAAUUGUUGGGCCAGCACCUGGCACUUAGUAAGCCCUCAGUGAACAAUAGCUAUCAUAAUAACUCUGUGAGGUUAGUGCUCUCAUCGUCCCCCAUUUUUUUACAGGUAAGAAAGUUGAGGCACAGAGAGGUCAAGUUGCAUAAAGUCACACAGCUAGUAAUAGCAGAGAUGAAACUGGAACCCAGAUCAGCAUAGCUCUGGGGCCCACCCUGUAACUAUUAGUUCACACUGCCUCAUUCAAACUGGAGUCAUUAUAGAGCCAUGCCCUAGGCGCUGCCAUUUCCCAAUUGAGGCCCCCAAGUGAGCCCCAGCAUGUGAUAAGGCACAUUUCACAACCUGUGCAUCCAGAAACCAGAUGGGCCACUGUCAAGCACAACAACCCCGGAGUGCUCCUGUCAUGCCCAGGGAACACCUUCCAUGCGGAUGACUGAAAAAUGAUUCCUCCGUGAGCAGCGGUGGCAGGGCCUCCCUGUGGGUAAUUAGUGAAUGUGAUUGAUCACUGCUGAUGAGGCUGGGUGGCUCACAACAGGGUUUGACAAGUCAUUGGGUGUAUCUGGGUGUCAACACCCAGCUCAGGCAGCCCCUGGAACUCUUCCUCCUCAGGCUGGAGGGAAGUGGGGCCCAGGUCACUGGAUCUGUCCUGUGUCAGGCACCUCCUUUGGUGGGGUUUGAGGCUGCCCCCUUGGUGGUGAGUUUUCUUCCCCCAUCUGUAAGAUUGAGUCAGAGGCCUUACUUUUCCAUCUCUGAAUUAUUGAAAUGCCUUUGAGAUAAGGUAGUGAUUGAGCUGAGUACUGGACAGGAAGCUAGGAGACUUGAGUCCCAAUCCAGUUCUGUGCUGUGUGUCCUUAGGCAAGUCACACCUGCUCCCAGAGACUAGAUUUCUAGGGAAUUCUCUGGCGGUCCAGUGGUUAGAACGCAGCUCUUUCACUGCUGAGGGCCUGCGCUCGAUCCCUGGUCGGGGAACUAAGAUCCCACAAGCUGCGUGACACAGCCCAAACAAACAAAACUAAAAAAAAAAAAAAAAAAAGAGAGAGACUUGAUUUCUAAAGUCUCUUUGCACCCUAACUGGAACCCCAAAAGUCUCAACUAAUGGCUGAGACACAUUGAUGUACUCUCACUGGGAGUUUUAAGUGGCUCAGCCAGAAUGCAGGGAGCAUUGGAGUCUGAAAGGACUUGGGAUGAAACCCUACUUCACCACUGUAGGCAUUUCACCACUCCAGCUUCUGAGGAGGCAGCCUUGUGAAGGUUCUUGAUGAUGGAAGACAGAGACCUCUGUUCUAGGCCUGGCACCAUGAGAUACCAGCUGGGUGGCCUUAGGCAAACCAGUGGCCUUCUCUGUGGUUCAUUUUAUCCUGCUAUCAAAUGGGGAUAGUCAUACCUUCUCUCCCUACCUUACAGGGGCGUUGCAGGAUCAGAGGUGAUGACAAAUGUAUGAGAAGCAUGUUGAAAACUAUAACACGCUAUGCAAAUGUGAGGGAUUAUCAAAUCUCAGACUUGAGUUUCCUUCUUAAUGGGCUGGCCUUCCUUGAAACAAGGCAACAUAUGCAAAAAACCUGGCUCACACCUGUCACACAGUAGGCAGACAAGCUCUGGGAGCUGUCCCAGGCUUCUGCCUUUGUCUUGCCUUUCACCUGGAAAGUCCAAAAUCCUCCCCACCCAUCUUCACGCCCCUCUCCCCCUCCGCCCCUCUCCCCCUCCACCCCUCUCCUCAGCCAACAUCUAGUCAUUCCCCAAAGUUUAGGCAGGUCAGAAGUCCUCCUGCUUCUUUCCUUCAUAGCUUUCUUCACCUGAUAGUAGCUGUCCAUUUGUUUUUGUGGUCACGUCUGCCUCGGCUGCCACUAAAAUGCAACCUCUAUGACAGUAGGGAUCUUGUUGUCUUGCCCGCCUAGGACAAAGCCUGGCACAUAGUAUAAUAAAUAUUGAUACAUUUUAUUAAAGUGAAGCAUAGAUGGUUAGGUGGAUGGAUGCCACCCAGAUUUAUUGUUUUUUCCCCUCUCUUCUACAUCCCUUCUUGGAAACUAGUGGUUGGUGGAAAAGUGACUAGUCAUGGAAUUAGAUUCCAGGAGUCUCGCUUUGUAACUCACUCAGCCAAGUCCCCUGGAACAGGUCACCUAACGUCUCUUUCCUUUGUCUAUUUCCUGGUCGUAAAGUAGAGAUAAUAACAUGUCAUGUAUGUCGGGAGGCUCCACGAGAUAAUGAAUGUGAAAAUCGAGGCAAGGGGUUAUUACACUGUCUCUUUUGUUUUUGAUGUGGAACCUGGUUCACAAACAGGAGGCUUGGAGAGGAUGUUGGUUUAAGAGCCUCGGGCAGCGUCUCCACUUUACUUUCAUUUGGGGGUUCUAAGAAGAUGGUGAUCACGAUGAUGAUGACGGUGAUGAUGCCAGUUAUCUACUAAGCGAUGGUUCUCUGGCAGGCUCUGGGCCAAACACAUUUCUUAUGUUAAUGUACUUAAUUCUCCCAACAGCCCAUGAGAUUAUCCCCACUCUAAAGUAGCCAGCCCUGGUAACUCCAUCACAUGACUGUGCUCUAAUUUUCUUCACAGCACUUAUCACUAACUAAAAUUAACUCAUUUAUCUACUUGUUUACCAUCUGUCUUCCCCAAUUAGAUUGCAAAUUCUGAAGGGAGAAGAGCCUUAUCUGUCUUGUUCUUGGCGGAUUCCCCAGUGCCUAGAAGAGUCCCUGACUGGCACACAGAAGACUCUCAAUAGACCCCAUUUAAGAGAUGAGGAAAUAGGCUUGGAGGGGCUCAGUACCUGACCCAAGGACACAUGGUUACUCGGGUCUGUCAGGCUAUGACCCUGUUGCUCCUUCCUCCCAUGGUGCUACAGAUUCUUCUGUGCUGUGGCCUGGUGGAGACCUGAUGGCUAGAAGGCUGCCCAGAGCCACUUCCUCUCCCUAUACCCUCCUCCCCUGUUCCCCUUUCACCUUCUGAUGGCUGAGGAGUUUGGCCUUGGACAGGGACACCAACAGAGGGUUUGUGGAGGCCCUCGGGGAAGGUGACCACGUAGGUUCCAGUCAGCUGGUUUCCCCUCUUUGUUCCGGCUCUGUCUCCCAUUAGUAGGGCUCCCUCCUUCCUGGAACCUUUUCACAUCCUUACCCACUGGACCCUCAACUCCCAAUUCUAACCUUUAAGAGAACAGGGAGCCAAAAGUUUUUGGAUCCGUGUUUGGCACUGAGUCAAGGCUAACUAACCUUAUCCAUAGCCAAGACUUUCUAGAAGCCAGAUGCGUAGUCUUGGAACGUGACACUGAUUGGUAGCAAACUUGGGAACCAGGACUCUAGAGCUCCCAGUGCCCGGCCAGAAACUCUUCCACUCAUCACACUUCCUCGCUCAGUCCCUCUUGACUUGUGUGGGUGGGAAAUCCCUUUCUGUCUUGCAGUGGAGGAUUGGUUCAGUUUAUUCCAGAGGAGGGGAAUUGCCGGAAUAAAAGAGGCAUUUGAAAGGAGACUAGCAUGGGGUUAAGAGCUGCGUCUUGGAAUCCAACAAGUCCAGGUUCAAGUUUCAGAUCUGUACGGCUGCUAAAGAACGACCCAGUUAACUUCCAGAAAUUCCCCUACACUAACGAGGAUGAGGCCUGGAAGACCUACCUUGAAAAUCCCUUGACGGCGGCCACAAAGGCCAUGAUGAGAGUCAACGGAGACGAUGAGAGCGUUGCAGCCCUGAGCUUCCUCUACGAUUACUACAUGGGCCCCAAGGAGAAGCGGCUACUAUCCUCCAGCACCGGGGGCCGGAACGACCAAGGAAAGAGGUACUACCAUGGCAUGGAGUAUGAGAUGGACCUCACCCCCCUUGAAAGUCCCACGCACCUCAUGAAAUUCCUGACAGAGAAUGUGUCUGGAGCCCCAGAGUACCCAGAUGUGCUCAAGAAGAAUAACCUAAUGAGCUUGGAGGGGGCUGCACCCACACCGGGCAAGGCAGCUCUCCUCACCCCAGGCCCCAGCAAGCUGGAAGCUGGCUCUGUGGACGGCUACCUGCUGCCCACCAGUGAUGUGUAUGAUAAUGGCUCCCUCAGCUCCUUGUUUGAGAGCAUUCAUGGGGUGCCUCCCACACAGCGCUGGCAGCCUGACAGCACCUUCAAAGAUGACCCACAGGAGUCGCUGCUCUUCCCAGAUAUCCUGAAAACAUCCCCGGAACCCCCAUGUCCGGAGGACUAUCCCAGCCCCAAGAGUGACUUUGAGUACACCCUGGGCUCCCCUAAAGCCAUCCACAUCAAAUCGGGUGAGUCACCCAUGGCCUACCUCAACAAGGGCCAGUUCUACCCUGUCACCCUGCGGACCCCAGCGGGCAGCAAAGACCUUGCCUUGUCCUCCAGCAAAGUCAAGAGUGUGGUCAUGGUGGUCUUCGACAACGAGAAGGGCCCGGUGGAGCAGCUGCGCUUCUGGAAGCACUGGCAUUCCCGGCAGCCCACCGCCAAGCAGCGGGUCAUCGAUGUGGCUGACUGCAAAGAAAACUUCAACACUGUGCAGCACAUCGAGGAGGUGGCGUAUAACGCACUGUCCUUCGUGUGGAACAUCAACGAGGAGGCCAAGGUGUUUAUCGGCAUCAACUGUCUCAGCACAGACUUCUCCUCGCAGAAGGGGGUGAAGGGUGUCCCCCUGAACCUGCAGGUCGACACCUACGACUGUGGCUCGGGCACUGAGCGCCUGGUACACCGAGCUGUCUGCCAGAUCAAGAUCUUUUGUGACAAGGGAGCGGAAAGGAAGAUGCGGGAUGAUGAGCGGAAGCAGUUCCGGAGGAAGGUCAAGUGCCCCGACUCCAGCAACAGUGGCAUCAAGGGCUCCCUGCUAUCCGGCUUCAGGGGCAAUGAGACCACCUACCUGCGGCCUGAGGCAGACCUGGAGACCCCGCCAGUGCUGUUCAUCCCCAACGUGCACUUCUCUGGCCUGCAGCGACCUGGAGGGGCAGUGCCCUCAGCAGGACACGGCACCUCCAACAGGUACGGAGAGAAGCAGCCAAGGGCCUCAUCUCCCUGCCUGUCCCCCCUUUACUGCUCGCUGCCUCUGAAGCGUACCUGCUCACCCUUCACCGAGGAGUUUGAGCCUCUGCCCUCCAAACAGGCCAAGGAAGAUGAUCUACAGAGAGUGCUGUUGUACGUGCGGAGAGAGACUGAGGAGGUGUUUGAUGCCCUCAUGUUGAAGACCCCGGACCUGAAGGGCCUGAGGAGUGCGAUCUCUGAGAAGUAUGGGUUCCCUGAGGAGAACAUUUACAAAGUCUACAAGAAAUGCAAGCGGGGGUCUUGAACAUGGAAAGACCUCAGCAGAUGCUGGUGAAGUGGAUGGAGGGGUGGAUGGAGGAAAACACCUGCCCCAUUACAAAGAGGAAGCUGCUGUGCUCAGGUCAUGUCACAGCCCGGUGGGUCCUUCACUGGGGAGGCAGCUCCUAGAGGGGUGCCCUUGGCUACACUAUGGCUUUGACCCUCUGCAGAGGGCCACACCCACAGAGGCUCUGUCCCACUCAGGUUGGCCUAGGUCCUUGCCUGAAGACUGUGGGGGGAGAGAGCCAAGCCCCUCAAGUCCACGAUGCCAUCCCUGAGAUUUCAGCUUCCUGGGGUGAAACCGAGGGGGCCUUGCGUGGCACCUACUUGUGGGUCAGGCGGGCACAUCUGAGUGCCACAUCGCAGCCUCCUGCUGAACCCAAACCUCACGGGUCCACCCGCCAUGCCUGCUGCACUUGAACUCACUCCACGUCCGAGUGGUCAGUCUGGCCUGGUGACUAAGGCGCACUGUGCUGGUUGUGUCCACGCUCGUGUGUGUGAGGAGAGGCAAUCUGGUGCAGUAGGUGGGCGUGGCUGCCAGCAGGCCUGGGUUUGAGUUGGGCUCGGCCACUGGGAAUUGUGUCCUUCCCUGUAAAGUGGGACAGUGAGUGCCCACCUUGUGGGUUGUUAUGAGGGUCAGAGAGAAAGUCCAAGAGGUGCCUGAAGUGCUGGGGGCGCCCAAUAGGUAGCAGCCAUUACUGUCCCCCUUUACUCAGAGGCCCUGUAAACAAGGGGCCCAGCCCAUUCUACACACACCUUCUCUUCUCUUCCAGAAUCUUGGUCAACAUGGACAACAACAUCAUUCAGCAUUACAGCAACCACGUUGCCUUCCUGCUGGACAUGGGGGAGCUUGACGGCAAGAUUCAGAUCAUCCUUAAGGAGCUGUGAGCCCUGGGCGCCCACAGCCUCAGACCUCUUGAAGUGGACCCCAGGCGAGGAGCCAGCUGGGAAGUGGCCCCGCGCCACACACAACCUCUCCGCAUGCCUCAGUGCUGUUACUUGAAUGCCUUCCCUGAGGGAAGAGGCCCUCAAGUCACAGACCCACAGACGUCAAGGCCAGGAAGGGACCUGGGAGGUGUCCUGAUCCGAACCCUCAUCUCGUGCUUGAAUCUAUUCUCUGAACUUCCGGCCAGGGCCUGCCCAGCCAGAGACAGUGUCAUGUUGGUUAACAAGCCCAGCAGGCUGUUUCCUCCUCGGAAGACCUUCUCUACAGCCCCUCUCCUGCGGGCUGCCGUUCGGAUGGGGGAAGUGGGCCCUGUCUCCCCAAGCUGACUUCACUCUUCCCGUUCUUGACUCUUCCAUCAACUUCAGACCAAUGAGUCCUCACCCUUUGGUCAGUUGUUAACUUGAAAACACUUGAUUUCUAGUGCAAAUGACUUUUGAAAGACACUGUAGUGGAUAUACUCUCCUCAUAGAUGUACUUCCUCAACACCAGACAGCAGUCAGAGCCGACCUACUGGAACGAAGUGGCCUCGGUGUAAAACGACCGCCAUGCCUGCUCACUACUGUAUACAUUUCUUAUUUACAAUUUUCAUUUAUGUUUUAUAUAUAUAUAAGUAUAUAUUGUAUAUAUAUGCAACAUUUUAUAUUUUUCAUGGAUAUGUUUUUAUCAUUUCAAAAAAUGUGUAUUUCACAUUUCUUGGAUUUUUUUUUAGCUGUUAAUUCAGUUACGCAUUUUGUAUACUCGUAUGGUAUUUAGUAAUAAAAUUCUACGUAUGUAUUA